ACAGUUAACAGUAUAAGAUAUUAAGAAAGGCAAGAACCACAUUGAAAUGAUAGGGUGCAAAAUCUCUUUUGUCUGGAUCAAUUUGUACUGGUUUCCGCCUCCACCAUUGCCGGUUUACUGUGGGAUGAUGUAAUAAUUUCUGCCGUUUAGCAUUAUUUCACCAUCGAUCCUACUCAUUUACACGCUAGUUGGUAGAAGUUUUGAAUAAGUAUUUAGUUGUGCAAUGGAUCCCUCUAUCAUGAAGCAACUCAAAGAGGAUGAGGUGUGUGUACCCGAUGAUGAUAACAUGCUAUACCCUAAGUGACAAGGACAUUUGAGUACUUGUGGAGAAGAUACUUAGGGUUCAACCAAACGUGAAAAAGUUGUACCUUCUUGUAAGGCCUAGAGAUGCUCAGGCAGCCGAUGUUCGGGUGCAAGAUGAGGUUUUAGGCAUGGAGUUGUUCAAAGUGUUAAAAGAAAAUUUGGGAACAAAUUUUGAGGCUUUCAUGUCGGAGAAAAUAAGUGUAGUUGCUGGUGAUAUUUCGUACGAGAACUUGGGAGUUACUACUGAUCAAAUGAAAGAUAUGUACAAGAGAAUAGAUAUAGUUAUUAAUGUUGCAGCAACUACAAAAUUUGAUGAAAGGUAUGACAUUGCACUGGGCGUGAACACCCUUGGAGCAAGAAACGUCGUAAAAUUUGCCAAGACUUGUGCUAAUAUACAGUUGCUCAUCCAUGUCUCAACUGCGUUCGUGUGUGGAGAGAAAAAAGGAUUAAUAUUUGAAAGUCCAUAUGCCAUGGGUGAGACACUAAAUGGUGUAAAUGGGUUGGAUAUUGAUUAUGAGAAGAAGCUUGCUGAACAAACAUUAAGUAAUCUUAAAGCCAAAGAUCUUCCCGAAAAAGAAAUCAGACUAAUGAUGCAAAAUUUAGGGAAUCAAAGGGCAAAACAUUACGGAUGGCCAAAUACUUACGUUUUUACAAAGGCAAUGGGAGAGAUGCUUGUAGGGCAUUUCCGAGGCAAUUUACCAGUGGUUAUCAUGAGGCCUACCAUCGUGUGUAGCACAUUGAAAGAACCUUUUCCUGGUUGGGUUGAAGGUUGCAGGACUAUUGAUAGUGUGGCCGUGACCUAUGGAAAAGGUAUCCUAAGUAUCUUUCCUAUAGAUAGGAAUAUGGUCUUUGACUUGAUACCUGCAGAUAUGUUUGUGAAUUCGAUAAUUGUGGCAAUGAAAACCCAUGUCCGUAUACCUUGUUUGACAAUAUAUCAAGUCGGAACCUCAUACAGAAAUCCUGUAACUUUUAAAGAGUUGCAUGACAUCCACUAUCAUUACUUCACUAACAAUCCAUGGAGCAAUGGUGAAGGUAACCCUGUCAUAAUUCGGAAAUGUCUUGUGUUGAACAACAUACAGAUAUUCGAAAUCAUUCUCUUCGUAUGUCAAUUUUUUAUUCAAACCAUUCUAUUAUUUGCUACUAGAAUGGGUCUUAGUGACUUGCAACGUACCUUGUUUAAUUUCGACAAAAAGCUGAAAAAAGCUAUGAAAUUGGUCAACUUGUACAAACCCUACUUGUUCUUUAACAGCAUAUUCGUCGAUACAAAUACCGAAAAUUUGAUCAAAACUGCCCGUGAAAAUGGUUUGGAUGAAGAUGUGUUUAACUUCGAUCCGUUGUGCAUCAAUUGGAAAGACUACUUCAUCAAUAUUCACAUUCCAUCAAUUGUUAAAUAUUUGUUCUAGUUGGUAUCUUUGUCAGAUUUGCAAGGCCUUGAUCAACAUGUUAUUAGUUCGAUCAAUUUCUUAAACAAUCUAGUAACUAUGCACUCUUCGGCCUCAUUUAAACAAAGAGUUGAUGUAUCAUAUAUAUAAAUCUCGAAUACUCAUGUAUGUGGAAAAUUUUAUUUGCGAAGACUAUAUUAUAUAAUUAAAUCAAUAAGAGUUAGUACAUAUAAUAAAAUUUUUAAUUUUUGUUGC
This is a messenger RNA of Chenopodium quinoa (quinoa), 1940 nucleotides long. RefSeq names its product fatty acyl-CoA reductase 3-like. Gene Ontology annotation, biological process: long-chain fatty-acyl-CoA metabolic process; suberin biosynthetic process. Bases 432 to 1706 code for a protein of 424 amino acids. Gene Ontology annotation, cellular component: intracellular membrane-bounded organelle. Gene Ontology annotation, molecular function: alcohol-forming very long-chain fatty acyl-CoA reductase (NADP+) activity. The record is from RefSeq and is a predicted model, not a curated record. NCBI's taxonomy places the organism in Eukaryota, Viridiplantae, Streptophyta, Magnoliopsida, Caryophyllales, Amaranthaceae. The transcript is spliced from 12 exons.